AUGGAACUGGGAAGGAGGAAUACCAAGAAAUACACUUUCAAAUGUCCUGACUUAACAGAGUUGAAGAAACUUGGUUCUAUGAUAGUUAGUCCAGAGGAUUUCAGAGCUCAGUAUGGAAGACUUAUGGGUAUCUUGAAGACCAUGGUUGAAGAUGGAGUUCUCGACACACUGGUACAGUUUUAUGAUCCACUCUACCAUUGCUUCACAUUUCCAGACUACCAGUUUAUGUCUACUCUAGAAGAAUACUCUUAUUGGUUUGGUUUGCCAGUCUCUGACAAAUUACCAUUUAGUGAUUCAGAGAAGACCCCUACAUCAGCAGCUAUUGCAGAAGCACUUCACCUAGAAACAUCUGUUGUGAAGGAAAACUUCACUAAAAAAGGAGGGAUUCUAGGUCUAACCUCUAGAUUCCUGUUGGAGAAAGCCUUUAUCUUUGCAGAAGCAGAUAGUAAAGAUGCCUUUGAAUCCAUUUUUGCUCUACUCAUUUAUGGAAUUGUAAUCUUCCCAAACAUUGAAGAUUUCGUGGAUGUUAAUGCUAUACGAAUCUUCUUAAUUGGUAACCCGGUACCCACAUUACUUGGAGAUACCUACCAUUCUAUCCAUCACAUGACUAAGAAAGAUGGUGGAACCAUUCUUUGUUGUGCACCUCUCCUAUAUAAGUGUUGUGGUGAAUUUCCUAACGUACCUCUCAUUGGUGUACAUGGGGGAAUUAACUAUAACCUCAUCCUUGCCAGACGCCAGUUAGGAUAUCCUAUGGCAGAUAAACCCGACAACCUUCUGUUAUCAGGUUUCUUUUACCUCAACGACGAAGAGAGUUCCGGUUUGAAGGAUAGAAUCAUACAUGCUUGGCGCAACAUUCACAGAAAAGGAAAAGACCGAUUAGGAAUAAAUAAUUGUGUUGCUUUUGAGCCCUACACCCGAUGGGUUUGUGCUAGAGCAAAUGAACUUAAGAUGCCAUAUGCUCUUGAGAAGCCCUCAUUUCCUUAUGCUAUAACAUUAUCAUCCACCAUUCCUAUUGAGAAUAGAGAAGAGUUUCAAGAAAUUUUGGAUAGGUUGAAAUUGGAAAGAGACACUUGGGAAGGAAAGUACCAUGAGGAACAAGAAGGUUUACUUCUCUCUAAAGUCCAGCCUUUUCAUGAAUACUUCAACAUACCUCCCACCUCAGGUGCUUGGAAGGGAAUCGUCGACAAGCUUAUGAUCGAGAAUGCUCAGUUAAAGAGGUAG
This is a messenger RNA of Lathyrus oleraceus (garden pea), 1221 nucleotides long. RefSeq lists its product as uncharacterized. NCBI's taxonomy places the organism in Eukaryota, Viridiplantae, Streptophyta, Magnoliopsida, Fabales, Fabaceae. The transcript has 3 exons. The record is from RefSeq and is a predicted model, not a curated record. Bases 1 to 1221 code for a protein of 406 amino acids.